AUGGGGGCCCCGCAUGUCCCUGCGCGGACCGUGCUCUUCCAGCGCGAGAGGACUGGCCUGACGUACCGCGUGCCCGCCCUGCUGCCCGUGCCCCCGGGGCCCACCCUGCUGGCUUUCGCGGAGCAGCGGCUCAGCCCCGAUGACGCGCACGCCCACCGCCUGGUGCAGAGGACCGGCACGCUGGCCGGGGGCUCCGUGCGGUGGGGCGCCGCGCGCGUGCUGGGGACGGCGGCCCUGGACGAGCACCGCUCCAUGAACCCCUGCCCGGUGCACGACGCGCGCACCGCCACCGUCUUCCUCUUCUUCAUCGCUGUGCGCGGCCACACGCCCGAGGCCGCGCAGAUCGCCUCCGGCAGGAACGCCGCGCGCCUCUGUUGCGUCACCAGCCGGGACGCCGGGCGCAGCUGGGGCAGCGCGCGGGACCUCACGGCGGAGGCGGUGGGCGGCGCCGAGCAGGAUUGGGCCACGUUCGCUGUGGGCCCAGGACACGGCGUCCAGCUGCGCUCUGGUCGCCUGUUGGUGCCGGCCUACACCUACCGAGUGGACCGACGGGAGUGCUUUGGCAAGAUCUGCAGGACCAGCCCCCACUCCUUCGCCUUCUACAGCGAUGACCAUGGCCGCACCUGGCACCACGGAGGCCUCGUGCCCAACCUGCGCUCAGGCGAGUGCCAGCUGGCCGUGGUGGAUGGUGGGCAGGCCGGUGGCAUCCUCUACUGCAAUGCCCGGAGCCCCCUGGGCAGCCGCGUGCAGGCGCUCAGUGAGGAUGAGGGCACCUCCUUCCUGCCUGGGGAACUGGUGCCCAGCCUGGCCGAGACUGCCCGGGGCUGCCAGGGCAGCAUCGUGGGCUUUCCGGCCCCGCUGUCCAGCAGGCCCAGGGAUGAGGGAUGGUCCGUGGGCCCCAGGAACGCCCCUGACCCUCCACGUUUCUGUCCUGGGGUCCAGGAGCCCCCAGGGGAGAGCGCUGGAGACAUGGGACCGGGCAGGGGGCUGAGUGGGCCAGAAGAACGUCGGCCUGGACCGGGGGAUCCUGGCCCUGGGCUCAGUGGCAACAGGGGGGCCCGAACCCCAGAGCUCCUGGGGCCCCCUGUGACCUUGUCUCAGAGCCCCACGUGGCUGCUGUAUUCCCACCCCGUGGGGCGCAGGGCCCGGCUCCACAUGGGCAUCCGCCUGAGCAGGUCCCCCCUGGACCCCCACAGCUGGACGGAGCCCUGGGUGAUCUAUGAGGGCCCCAGCGGCUACUCUGACCUGGCAUCCAUCGGGCCCAGCCCCGGGGGCGUCUUGGCCUUCGCCUGUGUGUAUGAGAGCGGGGCCAGGGUCUCCUUUGAGGAGAUCUCCUUCUGCAUGUUCUCCCUGCGUGAGGUCCUGGGGAACGUGCGGGCGGGCGCCGGGCUGCCCAGCCUCGGGAACAAGCCUCGGGAGCACUGCCAGCCCUCCUGAUGGGCCUCUGGCCAGGCCUGGCCCGGGGCGGCGGGGAGGCCGGGGGCAGAAGGGUGGAU
Phacochoerus africanus (Common warthog) is the source of this 1496-nucleotide messenger RNA. It is a transcript of the gene NEU4, whose product is annotated as neuraminidase 4. Gene Ontology annotation, molecular function: exo-alpha-sialidase activity. NCBI's taxonomy places the organism in Eukaryota, Metazoa, Chordata, Mammalia, Artiodactyla, Suidae. Gene Ontology annotation, cellular component: lysosome; membrane; cytoplasm. The transcript is spliced from 3 exons. The coding region runs from base 1 to 1437 and encodes 478 amino acids. The record is from RefSeq and is a predicted model, not a curated record. Gene Ontology annotation, biological process: oligosaccharide catabolic process; ganglioside catabolic process.